AUGAGUCACGACAAGAAUCAAUCCCAGGCGGGGAUUCAGCAAGAGACGAUUCAGACGCCUCUCGAUAUGGACACUACCAAGAAUAAGGAUGUCUCCCACGUGGAGCGCAUUCUGUCCCCAGACGACGAUCUCAAGAAGGAUGCGAUGGAUCCGUCGCGAGUGGAUAAAGAGGUCCAAAUGUACUCCACCACGAGGGUUGUGGUCAGCGAGGAAGAUAACAAGCGGCUGAAGAAAUUGAUUGAUCGGCGUAUUCUGGUCAUUAUGAUCUGCACCUAUUUCCUUCAAGCUCUUGACAAGGGAACCAUGAGUUUUGCCUCCAUCAUGGGAAUCAAAACCGACGCGCAUCUCGAAGACGGCCAGAAGUAUUCAUGGCUCACCACCUGUAUUUACAUCGCGGUGCUGGUCGUCGAGUAUCCCACCAACUGGAUCAUUCAACGUGUACCCAUCGCCAAAUACCUCGGCUUUAACAUUUGCUGUUGGGGAACGGUACUUGCCCUACACUCCGUCUGCAAGAAUUUCACUGGCUUGGUCAUUUGUCGUACAUUGUUGGGUAUCUUCGAAGCUUGCUGUCAGCCCACCUUCGUUUUGUUGUCAUCCAUGUGGUAUAAGCGUGAGGAACAAGCCGCGACGGUCACCUAUUGGUAUAUGAUGAAUGGUGCUCAGCAGAUUGUUGGUGGACUUUUGGCAUACUGCUUCACCCUGAUUGGACACGACAAGGUUCUGAAAUCCUGGCAAGCGCUCUUUCUAUCCUACGGCUGUCUCUCCGUUUUGUGGGGUGUGUUCGUCAUGUGGUACAUGCCCGAUUCGCCCAUGCGAGCCAAAUGCUUUACCGAAGACGACAAGCACAUGAUGGUUGAGCGUCUGCGCUCCAACCAGACCGGUAUCCAGAACCGGCAAUUUCGAGCAUACCAAGUUUGGGAGGCCCUGCGCGAUCCGCAGACCUGGUGCUACUGCUCGAUUCAGGUUUUCACCACGCUACCCACCAGUGGUCUGGGUGCCUUUGCUGGAAUCAUUAUGAAAGGCUUCAACUUCACCACUUUGCAAAGCCAGCUGCUCGCCAUGGUACUAGGAUUCUAUAUCAUCAUCAUUCUACUGACCUCUGCCUGGCUCGUCAAGAAGUACAAUCAGAACUUGCUGGUCAUGCUAGGCUUCAUUGUCCCAUCCUACAUUGGCACCAUCGUUCUGAUGACCGUGAAAAAUACCACACUAGCCACCAAAGUUGGCCUGUUAAUUGCCUACUACAUCACACUGUCAUUCUGGUCUGCUCAGACUCUUUGUCUGUCGAUGGUCUCCCGUAAUAUCGCCGGCCAAACGAAGAAGGCCACCGUUGUCGCCAUGACCUUUAUCUCCUGGUCUGCCGGGAAUGCCAUCGGCCCUCAAGUCUUCUUGGAUUGGGAUGCACCACGGUAUCACAUCGCCUGGAGUGUUCAUCUGGCUUGCUACGCAUGCCUGACCGUGGCUGUGAUCUUCCUCCGCUUCUAUCUAAUGCGCCAGAACAAGCGUAAAGACGAAUUCCUUGCCGGGGCUGAAAUGAGCUCUGCGGAUCCCAAUCUUGACCACGCCUUCGAGGACAAGACUGAUCAGGAGAACCUGAACUUCCGUUAUGUGUACUAG
This is a messenger RNA of Penicillium oxalicum, 1614 nucleotides long. RefSeq lists its product as uncharacterized. The coding region runs from base 1 to 1614 and encodes 537 amino acids. Gene Ontology annotation, cellular component: membrane. Lineage: Eukaryota; Fungi; Ascomycota; Eurotiomycetes; Eurotiales; Aspergillaceae. Gene Ontology annotation, biological process: transmembrane transport. Gene Ontology annotation, molecular function: transmembrane transporter activity. The record is from RefSeq and is a predicted model, not a curated record. The transcript has 5 exons.